Molecule: messenger RNA, 1138 nt
Organism: Penicillium crustosum
Lineage: Eukaryota; Fungi; Ascomycota; Eurotiomycetes; Eurotiales; Aspergillaceae
Gene: stm1
Exons: 5
Coding region: 167-1138 (323 amino acids)
Source: RefSeq, a predicted model, not a curated record
UGCAACCACAAACCGUGGACCUCUCUUCACCCUGCUCAUUCAUCAUCAUCAAUCUUGACAGGCCGGAUUCCCUUGGGUUCUGCCUUGUGCACCGUUAACUCCUCUAGACCGAUUGUCUAAAGUUGAGCGCCUCCCUCCGGAAGGUCUCCGAAACACAACAGGCGUCAUGGCGGAGUCCGUCCGGUCCAAGAACCUCUACGAGCUUCUGGGUAACGACCCAGAGCUCGACCCCAGCAGACCCGCUCCUCCCCCCACCAAGGCUAUCGACCGCCCCGUUGACCGCUCCGGAAAGCGUGAUGCCCCCAAGGAGCAGCCUGCCCGUCACACUGAGGCCAACGCCCGCCGUGGUGGCCGUGUGACCGGUGGCAACGAGGCCGCUUACCGUGACCGCAACGCUGGCCGUAACAACAACCGUGAGAAGCCCACUGACGAGGCUGCUCAGCCCGCCCGCCGUGGUGGCCGUGGCAACCGCGGUGACCGCCAGUCCCGCACUGGCCAGACCGACACCCGCAAGCAGGUCCAACAGGGCUGGGGUGCCGAGAACGGCGAGAAGACCUUGGACGAUGAGCGCCAGGGCGAGAAGAUCGCCAAGAAGGAGGAGAACGAGCCCCAGACUCCCGUCGAGGCCGAGGAGCAGGAGGAGCCCGACAACUCCAAGUCCUUCGCCGACUACCUUGCCGAGAAGGCCCAGCGCGAGACCUUCGCCGCCAAGCCCGAGCGCACCGCCAACGAGGGCGCCAAGCUCGACAAGAAGUGGGCUGCCGCCAAGGCGCUCUCCAAGGAGGAGGAACCCUCCUACAUCCAGCCCUCCCAGGAGAAGGCCAAGCGCGAGAAGCAGCGCAAGGAGAAGAACUUCCUUGACGUUGACCUCCGCUACGUCGAGCCUCCCCGCAGCGGCCCCGCUCCCCGCGGCCGUGGCGACCGUGCUCCCCGUGGUGACCGCCCCGCCCGUGGUGGUGAGCGCAGCGAGCGUGGCCGUGGUGGCCCCCGUGGUGGCGACCGUGCCCCCCGCGGUGACCGCCCCGCCCGUGGUGGUGCUGCCCCCGCUGCCCGCGGUGGUGCUCCCCGUGCCAACGCCCGUGGCCCUGCUGGCCCUACCGUCGACGAGAAGAACUUCCCCAGCCUCGGCGGCAACUAA